AUGUUUAAAAAAUUUUUGAUCGAUAAUUUUGUUCCUCGAAUUCCAAAGAAGAUUGAAGGCGAGAAGAUCAAAGAUGUGGAGCCUGAGGCAUCGGGAUCAGAAAAUUACGGACCCCUUGAUAGUAAGGAAGAGAAAGGUACUGAUAUAAACGGAAAAGAUCAAAAGAAUGAUGCUAAUUCGAUUUUUACGGUAUCAACGAAUUCUUCUGCGGACAAGUCAAAUCACUUGCAUAGGGCAUUAAGAGGUAGGCACGUUCAGUUAUUGGGAAUUGGUGCAACAAUUGGCUCGGCAUUGUUUGUUUCUAUUGGCAAAGCGUUGGCAAAGGGUGGACCUUUGAAUUUGUUGCUAGCAUUUAUGUUUUGGUCAAUUCCUAUCUUAUUUAUAACUGUUUCUACAGCAGAAAUGGUUACGUAUUUACCUAUUACAUCUCCCUUCGUAAGAUUGGCAGGGAGAUGUUGUGAUGAAGCUUUAGAAAUUAUGACUGCAUGGAACUUCUGGUUUUUAUGUUGUGCCCAAAUCCCUUUCGAAGUUACUACAGUUAAUUCUGUUAUUCAUUUUUGGAGAGAUGAUUAUUCUCCAGCAAUUACUUUGACCGUUCAGAUCGUCCUUUACUUCAUUAUUAAUCUUCUAGGUGUUGCUAUUUACGGGGAAACUGAAUUCUGGUUAUCUUUAGGUAAAGUUAUCUUAGCAACGGGAUUGAUCAUUUUCACGUUCAUUACUAUGGUUGGUGGAAACCCUCAACAUGACGCAUUUGGAUUUCGUUAUUGGAGGGACCCAGGCCCAAUGAACACAUAUGACCAUACUGGUGAUUUAGGUAGAUUUCAAGGGUUUUUAGCAUGUUUAAUUCAAGCAUGCUUUACAUUUGCUGGACCUGAAUAUAUCAGUUGCGUGGCUUCAGAAACGGUUAAUCCUAGAAAGACAUUACCAUCAGCAUUCAAACAAGUGUUCAUUAGAUUGUCGGUGUUUUUUAUUGGUGGUGCUCUUUGUGUGGGUAUUUUAGUAGCAUAUGACGAUCCAAAAUUAGUAUCCACCAUGGGUGCAAGUAUCCCGGGAGCAGGAGGGUCACCCUAUGUUAUUGCAAUGCAAAACUUAAAUAUUAAGGUUUUGCCGGAUAUUAUCAAUGCCUUAUUAGUCACAGCAGCAUUCUCGGCCGGUAAUUCUUACACGUUUUGUUCGUCAAGAGUGUUGUACGGUUUUGCAGUAGAUGGCUAUGCUCCUAAAUUUUUUACUGCUACCACCAACUCAGGUAUACCAUUAUAUUGUAUAUUGGUUUCCUUAUUAUGGGCGUUAAUUUCCUUCUUGCAAUUAGGUGAGCAAGCCUCAGUAGUCUUAGAUUGGAUUAUGAAUUUGAUUACUUCAUGCCAGUUGAUGAAUUUUACAAUCUUGUGUGUGGUUUAUGUUUUCUUUUACAGAGCAAUGAAAGCCCAAGGCAUUGAUAGAAGAACAUUACCUUUCAGAUCUUGGUACCAACCUUGGUUGGCAAUCAUUGGUGGUUCUUUUGCGUUCAUUAUGAUAUUUGUCAGUAGUUACGAGGUUUUCGAGCCUGGCCAAUGGGACGUUAAAUCAUUCUUAUUUACCUACCUUUUUGUUUUUAUUAACAUAGGUGUGUUUAUUUCCGUUAAAUUAGUCAAAAGAACAAAAUGGAGGAAAGCAAAAGAAGUUGAUUUGGUCACUGGUCUCAAAGAGGUGGAACUACACGAAGAAGAAUUCUACUUACAGGCAGCUAGCAAGCGUGAUAUUAGUGCAGAUGGUGAAAUCAAGUUGAAGUGGCAUGAAAAAUUUUUCACCUUCAUUUUCGGAAGUGAGCUUUGA
Messenger RNA from Debaryomyces fabryi, 1812 nucleotides. RefSeq lists its product as uncharacterized. The record is from RefSeq and is a predicted model, not a curated record. Bases 1 to 1812 code for a protein of 603 amino acids. The transcript has a single exon. Gene Ontology annotation, cellular component: membrane. Gene Ontology annotation, molecular function: amino acid transmembrane transporter activity. Lineage: Eukaryota; Fungi; Ascomycota; Pichiomycetes; Serinales; Debaryomycetaceae. Gene Ontology annotation, biological process: amino acid transmembrane transport.